Camellia sinensis is the source of this 1824-nucleotide messenger RNA. Its product is annotated as aspartic proteinase 36. Gene Ontology annotation, biological process: proteolysis. Gene Ontology annotation, molecular function: aspartic-type endopeptidase activity. Lineage: Eukaryota; Viridiplantae; Streptophyta; Magnoliopsida; Ericales; Theaceae. The record is from RefSeq and is a predicted model, not a curated record.
AUAGUCUGAAACAAUUUUCUGUUUGCCGUUUAAACCGCGAACGGUCUCUCUCUCUCUCUCUCUCUCUCCCCUCCCUUUUCAUGUUCCAAUUUGUUCCCUUUCAGCUUUUGCCACCUUCCCACCCACCACCCAAAGGCGGCCUCGAAUUCUUCCUCUCUACCUACAUUUUCCAAAUCCACAAACAAAAAUUUAUAGACAAGUCGAUUGAUAUACAGAUUUGUUAUUAUAGUUAUAUGUAUAUACAACAAUAUUGAUUGAUGGAUCUCGGAAGAAGAGGAGGAAGUUUCGUGGUUUCGGGUGCGGUGUUUGUGUUGGGAUUGUUACUGUUUUUUGCUUCAUCGAAUUUGGUUUCAGCCAAUUUCGUGUUCAAUGUGAAGCAUAAAUUUGCGAAACGUGAAAGGACAUUGGAUGCUCUAAGGGCCCACGAUGACCGCCGUCACGGCAGAAACCUCGCCGUCGAUCUCUCCUUGGGCGGCAAUGGCAAUCCCACUGAUGUCGGGCUCUACUACACUAAGAUUGGCAUUGGGACUCCUCCAAACGACUAUUAUGUGCAGGUAGAUACGGGAAGUGACAUUCUGUGGGUGAAUUGUUUUGGUUGCGACAAAUGUCCUACAAAAAGUGACCUUGGUGUAGAACUGAGACUUUUUGAUCCAAAGUCCUCCACAACUGGAUCAUUGGUUACCUGUGACCAAGAUUUUUGCGUCGAGGCAUUCAACCCUUCUGAUUGCAAGGUUGGAUCAGUCUGUUCAUAUGGUAUUACUUACGGAGAUGGGAGCACAAGUUCAGGAUACUUUGUCAAAGAUAAUAUACAAUUGGAUCGAGCUUCCGGAAACCUUCAAACUACACCCAUGAAUGGUAGCGUAGCAUUCGGGUGUGCAUCUAAGCAAUCUGGUCAGCUAGGUACUUCUUCAGCACUUGAUGGUAUCCUUGGUUUUGGACAAUCAAAUUCUUCCAUGUUAUCACAGCUAGCAUCGGCUGGAAAGGUGAAAAAAAUUUUUGCACAUUGCUUGGACGGUACUAAUGGAGGUGGAAUCUUUGCUAUUGGACAAGUGGUGCAGCCAAAACUGAACGCAACUCCAAUUAUCCCAAAUCAGGUACAUUACAAUGUCAUUUUGAAGUCAAUUGAGGUGGGUGAUGCUGUUCUACAACUUCCAUCAGACGGAUUUGACACUGAUUCUGGAAAACCGAUGAUAAUGGAUAGUGGUACAACCUUGGCAUAUCUUGGGGAUGAAUUGUUUAACCCACUAAUGAAAAAGAUUUUGGCUGCACAACCCAAUUUGAAAUUGCUUAGGUUUCAGCAGCAGUUCACAUGUUUUAAGUUCACUGGCAAUGUUGAUGAUGGAUUUCCGGCUGUCACUUUUAGUUUUGAGAAUUCACUUUCUCUGACUGUUUAUCCUCAUGAAUAUCUGUUUCAACAUCGUGAUGAUGAGUGGUGUAUUGGCUGGCAGAAUAGUGGGAUGAAAUCGAAGGAUGGAAAGGAACUAAAUCUUUUGGGAGAUAUGGUCCUAUCAAAUAAGCUGGUUGUGUAUGAUCUCGAAAAUCAGACAAUUGGGUGGAGUGAAUACAAUUGCUCUCUCGGCAUCAAAGUGAAGGAUGAAAAAUCUGGAAAUGAUUAUCAAAUUGGUGCCAAAGAACUUUCUUCGGCUUGUAGUAUGAAUACAGGAUGGACAUUAACAUUAUUGUCGCUAUUGGCUAUCUUGCACAGUUACCUGUAAUGAGUUGUUGGACAAAGUAGAAUGGCGGUGGCAUUAAUUGAUUUUUGUAUACCAUACAAUUUCAUUUUCUAUUUAUGUUUUAAUGAAAAUGUUAUAUGAUUCUUUGAUA